Molecule: messenger RNA, 1842 nt
Organism: Aspergillus tubingensis
Lineage: Eukaryota; Fungi; Ascomycota; Eurotiomycetes; Eurotiales; Aspergillaceae
Product: HET domain-containing protein
Exons: 3
Coding region: 1-1842 (613 amino acids)
Source: RefSeq, a predicted model, not a curated record
AUGAUCCCCUUAACCUACUCAGAGCUUCGGCUCGGACCGAAUACUAUACGCCUCGUCCGUCUUCUACCAUCCGAGAAAGAUGAUACCCCGAUAAGAUGCGAGCUCUUCACCUAUAUACUGCCAGAGAGCACUGGUAGAAAGCAUCUCUACGAGGCGUUGUCCUACGUAUGGGGCAGCCAAACCUUGGUACACCUCCGAGACAAUCAGCUGGAGAGAAUUUUAUGGAUUGAUGCAAUAUGUAUCAAUCAAGGGGAUGAUGAUGAGAAGAGCGAGCAGAUCCCUCUUAUGCGGUCGAUUUAUGCACAAGCUGAUCGCGUUCUUGUCUGGCUUGGAGAGGCUAUGCCGGAUGGCGAUGAAGCACUCAAAACCAUUCAGCGUUGGGCAGGAGAAAGAGUCCUAUGGGCUGAUAACUUAUUUGAUCUAUGUUCAAGAUUAUUACGGCGCGAUUGGUUCCAACGUACAUGGGUACUCCAGGAGGUUGGUGUCGCCCGAUGCAUUUCGAUCGUCUGUGGCUCCGUGGAAAUAAAUGGGCUUGUUUUCUGUAAAGGACUCGAACGCUGCAGACGUUCGUUGCCAGACUUUAUCUACCCAGUCCUUCACCUGAUCAAGGGCUCGUUUCUCCGACCAAGAUAUGAAAUUGAUCCACGUGGGACACUUGCUAUAGGUCAACUGAUUGACAUGUACCGCUUUCACAAGGCAACUAUGCUACACGACAAGAUAUACUCAUUGCUAGGCCUGUGCGUUGAAGAUCCUGAAGAGGUUGGUUUAAAGCCCAACUAUCGUCUUCCAUGGAAUGAGAUCUUCAUGCAGGUAAUUAUGCAUGUAUUUCCAAGUUCAUGCUCUGUGGAGACAUGGCCUGAGUCAACAAUUGCCGUGAUCAAAGGCAAUGGAUUGGUUCUAGGUUAUGUUGGCCGUGUUGCAAAGGGAAUUCAUGGCUCUCAACAGGUUGAGGUAAAUGAUAAUGAUACCGCUCACUCACUAGGUUAUCUAAGCAAAUGGGGCAAUAUGUGGCAGAUUAACGCUUCUGCGGAGUCAGUUGAGAAAGGUGAUAUUAUCUUUCUAUUGGAAGGAGCCUCAAGUCCAAUCAUCAUUAGAAUCUGCAGGGGUUUUUUUACUGUCAUUGUGAGCACAACAGCACUUCAUUCAUAUCACAAAGUGAAAAGGUCUAAUGAUGUUUCCACCCAAAAGGAGGCCCCUACACAAGGCUCUCUUAGAGACAUUGUCUUGGUUUGGGAUAUAUCCUCAGCUGAUGGAGAAAAGCAUAAAGAACUCGACGACCAAAAUGACCUCAUCUACUUGGUACCACAUUACCAAGAGAAACCUUCCGAGAGAAAAAAAAGACUACAAGAAAUAUCACUCAUCUCAGAAGGCAUUAUGAUGCAGAUACUGCAUCAAAUUGGGCCCAGGUUCCAAGAUCACCGGUUAUACCGUCUUGAAAGGUGCCUAGCAGACUUUGAGCUGAUGAUCAAGGUGGCUGUUGAAGAUGAAGGAAUUUAUGAGAUCAAAAUUGUGGAGCAGCUCCUGGAACACUGUAGAGAUAGUCUACCCGUCUCUGAGAAUGUGGUCGCGGCAGCAGCAGCAAAUGAAGGAAUUUUGGGGUUUAUAGUUAUGGGGCAGCUCCUGAAACACUGUGGAAAGAGCCUACCGGUCACUGAUGUUGUGGUCAAGGCAGCAGCAGCAAAUAAAGGACAUUUUGGGCGUAGGAUCGUGGAGCAGCUCCUAGAACAUUGUGGAGGAAGCCUACGAGUCUCUGAAGAUGUGAUCAAGGCAGCAGAAGCAAACGAAGAUGAUGUGCAGGAGUUGCUCCUAGCUUAUGGAAAGUCAGAGCCUACCAGAAUCUGA